AUGCCUCCUCUUGCAGAGCCAGCUCAGAUCCCAUCCCAUGUUGACGAGGUGUCCAAGUAUUCUGAAUUCUCGCACGUACAGAAGAGGUAUAUCAUCGGUUUGGCCGCCUUUGCAGGCUGGUUCUCAUCUGUCAGCAGCUUCAUAUAUUUUCCAGCUAUACCGGCGAUAGCUCAUGAUCUUGAUCAGAGCAUCGAAAGGAUUAAUCUCACCGUCACAUCUUACCUCAUUGUAUCGGGGAUUUUUCCGUCUAUCACAGGGAAUGCCGCGGACCGCUUUGGGAGACGACCGGUAUUUCUCGUUGCUUUGACAAUUUACUUGCUAGCAAACAUUGGGCUGGCUCUGCAAUCUGAUUUUGGGCUCCUGUUCUUCUUGCGUAUGGUACAAAGCGCAGGGAUCUCCGGUACUUUCUCCGUGACGUACGGUGUCUUGAGCGACUUGUUCACACCGGCGGAAAGAGGUGGCUAUGCAGGAGUCAUAUCCUUUUUUCUGAACACACCACCCACCCCGGACAAGAAGAUGCAGACGAAAGGAUCGGUAAACCCGUUAGCUUCCAUCAAGCUUCUUCGGUCUCCUGGCACCGCUUUCAUGAUGGCAUCAUAUGGCGUAGGGUAUGCGACAUAUUCCUGUUUACAAGCGUCGCUAUCGUCUUUGUUCCUCGACAUCUACAAAAUCUCUGGCUUAGCUAGCGGGCUCAUAUACAUUCCAUUUGGAGUCGCAUGUGCCCUGUCGGCCUUCGCCACUGGUAGACUACUCGAUAGGAACUUCAGAAAGACGGCUGCUGAGAUAGGUCUUCCUAUCACUCGAAACAAAGCUGACAACCUCUCGAUGUUUCCGAUCGAGAAAGCAAGACUUCGGACGGUAAUACCACUCGUCUCUAUGAGUGCAUGCCUGAUCAUCGCUUAUGGUUGGCAACUGCAGGCCCAAGUGUCCAUGGUCGGUCCACUCGUCACACAAUUCUUCAUUGGGCUCACUCUUCAAACUAUGUUUACCGCGUUGAGCACCCUUCUCGUUGAUGUGAACCAGGAGUACCCAUCAACUGCGCAAGCUGGCUGCAAUCUCAUACGCUGCGAGAUGGCCGCUGGCUAUCUUGCAGCGCUCGAUCCUCUGCUACGAGCCAUCAACCCUGGCUGGACCUUUCUUCUCUUCGCCUUGAUUGUGCUGAUGUCGUCGAUCAUGCUAUUUAUCCUAAAAUGGAAGGGCCUGCAGUGGAGACAACAAAACUUGGGUGCAAAUCUCGGAGAUUAUCCAGAUAGAGGUGCGGUGACUGCAGAAGAUGGACUGGGGUUGGAAAGUCUCGGAGACGAGAGCAACCCAAGCGGCACACAAGAGGAAGAGGCGCGUAUAACAAGAGAAAAAGGCUAG
Molecule: messenger RNA, 1362 nt
Organism: Diaporthe amygdali
Lineage: Eukaryota; Fungi; Ascomycota; Sordariomycetes; Diaporthales; Diaporthaceae
Exons: 3
Coding region: 1-1362 (453 amino acids)
Biological process (GO): transmembrane transport
Molecular function (GO): transmembrane transporter activity
Source: RefSeq, a predicted model, not a curated record